AUCAGGAAAUGUCAAGCAGCUUGAGGAGUUAGUUUUACUUUCACUUUUGUAAAAAUUAAGCAAGAAUACAAUAAUUUAAUUUUUGAAUAGUUUGUGAUUCAAGAAGUUUUGAGGAAGUACUAUUUAUAAGCCUCAAAAAUGUUCUGGUUAGUGUAAAAAAAAUCAUAAAUUAAGAAAAUGCGAAAAUAUAAAUCUUUUGUUGAAAACUACAUUUACGAAUGGAAGAUAGGCUCAAAAAUGUCAUAAGGGUGCGCAAGCUAAAUACACUCUUCUUUAAAUUACGCAACUGACUAUAUAGCACUACGACUGUAAUGGGGAAAGUCAGUUUUCUCGUUAUCUUUGGAAUAUUUAUUUCACUUAAAGAAUCGUCAAUUAACAAUGCAAUAGUUAAUGGGCAGACAACUGCUUCUAACCUUCGACGAAACCUGAAAUACUAUGAACUAUUAAAAGCAGUCGAUUUAACUCAUCACAUUGUAAAGAGAGGAGCAAAUCCUAGCAAUCAUCCUUUGAAUCAUAUAAAAGAGCUACAAUUUAAAACACUGGGAAGAGAUUUCCUACUUGUGCUAAACCCAAACCAUCGCAUAUUUCACCCAUUAUUCAAAGCUUUCGAAAUUGGUAGAGAUGGAGUUGAACAAGCCAUACACAUUGACCGAGACAGUUUUUACGAGGGGCGUGUGUUUGGCGAAGACGAUUCUGAUGUUAGAGCUCAUCUUGAGGACAAUGGCGUAAUGACUGCGACUAUACGAACUCGCAAUGAGACAUACCACAUUGAGCCCUCUUGGCGUCAUUUACAUGACGGUGAUCAGUUGACCAUGAUAACAUACAAAGGAUCAGAUGUCAAAAACAGUUGGGAGACUGAUGAUACAGAUGAAGAUCUGGAUGGACCAAACCUGCCAAUUUGUGCAUAUGUCAAGGAAGGAAAUGUAACAAAAGAAGUUAGCGAUCCAGAACCAGACUACGAGCUAAUCAUGAAACGUUGGAGGAGAGACCUGUCCAUGGAACGAAGGUCUGCAAUUGCUAUCCGACCACAUAAAACUCGAUGCCCGUUAUUACUUGUGGCUGACUAUCGUUUUUAUCGAGAAAUGGGCGGAUCAAGCAAUAAGUCGACCAUUAAUUAUUUGAUCAGUUUAAUUGACAGAGUAACAAAGAUUUAUGAGGAGACACAAUGGAAAGAUAAAGUUGACGAUAUUGGUUUUGAUGGAAUGGGAUUUGUCAUUAAAAAGAUCGUUGUCCAUUCUGAACCAACUGUCACGCAACAUGGAGAAAUGCACUACAAUAUGGCGAUGGAAAAGUGGGAUGUCCGAACUCUUUUGGAAGUUUUUAGCAGAGAAUACACCCACAAAGACUUUUGCUUGGCUCAUCUUUUCACAGACAUUAAAUUUGAGGGAGGAAUCCUUGGCUUGGCAUACGUUGGAUCCCCUCGACGUAACUCUGUGGGAGGGAUUUGUACCCCAGAAUAUUUUAAGAACGGAUACACCUUAUAUUUGAAUUCUGGGCUGAGCUCGAGCAGGAAUCAUUAUGGACAACGCGUCAUAACACGAGAAGCUGACUUGGUCACUGCUCAUGAAUUCGGACACAAUUGGGGAUCAGAGCAUGACCCAGAUAAUCCAGAGUGCAGCCCAAGUGCAAGUCAAGGGGGCUCCUACUUAAUGUACACUUAUUCCGUCUCCGGUUACGAUCUCAACAACAAGAAAUUUUCACCCUGCAGUUUACGGUCCAUUCGGAAAGUACUGCUUACAAAAAGUGAGCGUUGCUUCUCUGAACCAGAGGAAUCUUUUUGUGGCAACUUACGUGUUGAAGGAAAUGAACAAUGUGAUGCCGGAUUGUUAGGCACCGAAGAUUCUGAUCAGUGUUGUAGACCAAACUGUACAUUGCGACCUGCUGCUGUUUGCAGCGAUAAAAAUUCACCCUGCUGUCAGAAUUGUCAAUAUAUGGCUGCGGGUGAAAGAUGCAGGGAGGCGCAGUUAGCUACUUGUGAGCAAGAAAGUAGAUGCAUGGGUACACGGGACGAUUGUCCAAAAUCAGCCCCAAUGCCAGAUGACACCCCAUGUCUCGAGAAAGGUCAAUGUAAAGCUGGUCGCUGUGUCCCGUAUUGUGAAACACUGGGAAAACAGAGUUGUAUGUGCGACAAACUGGAACACGCCUGCAAGAGGUGUUGCAGAGUUCACUUGAACGCUACAUGUUACCCAAUAGAACCGUACGAAACUCAUAUUGAUGGCACCCCAUGCAUUCAAGGAAUUUGCAACAAGGGACAAUGCGAGCGCACAGUUCACGAUGUAGUUGAACGUUUCUGGGAUAUAAUAGAAGAUAUUAACAUCAACAGACUGUUAAAGUUUCUGAAAGACAACAUAAUUUUUACCGUGGUUCUGAUUACAUCUUUGCUGUGGAUCCCAGGGAGUGUUCUCGUUAGUUACAUUGAUCGGAAAAGUUACAGGCUUGCACUGGAGGAAGACGAAUGGGCUAAAAACAAGUCCGACUUGAUACAUCCUUGUGAUUCUCGUCCGGUGAUUUUCAUCAGGCCAAAAGUGAACUCUGACCACGGGUAUGGGAUUAAUCAAUAAGGGAUUAAGUCACCUCGCUUCUUGGUACUCAAGAUGACAAAAUGUGCACAAUUAUCUAGUCGUUCAUACAUCGCAACAUAAUAAGUUAAAGUUACUGACCGGAUUUUUGACUUGAACGUCCUUAGUCAUAUCAUUUUUAAGCGUAUUCUAGUUUCAGUUGAUCUCAUAAGUUACUUGUAUCAAUUUUUUAUAAAAUCUUAAUAAAACAUUACGAUAUAUA
Molecule: messenger RNA, 2781 nt
Organism: Folsomia candida
Lineage: Eukaryota; Metazoa; Arthropoda; Collembola; Entomobryomorpha; Isotomidae
Gene: Tace
Product: ADAM 17-like protease
Exons: 19
Coding region: 312-2561 (749 amino acids)
Biological process (GO): Notch signaling pathway; membrane protein ectodomain proteolysis
Cellular component (GO): plasma membrane
Molecular function (GO): metalloendopeptidase activity
Source: RefSeq, a predicted model, not a curated record